GGAUAUAUUUCCGUUAGCCGCCAUUUUCGUUAGCUGAUGUCGCAGGAGCGGUCGGUGCGGUCAGUCAGUCAGCUCGCUCUUGUAUCUGCUACCAAUUCACGUUUGAAAACUCCAGACUUGCACUCGUAUCGACGAAGUCCGUCUGAGAUCGUGUAAUUUUAAUCUUUGUGAGUCGGUAAACAGAGGAAGAAGAUGUCGAACGAGCAACAGGCCGAAAACACGACCGAGAAAGCGGGUCCGCCGCAGGCACCGCAGCAGCAGCAGCAGCAGCAGCAGGGAGAAGUGAAUGGGAAAGCCAAGCAUGAGGCCAAUGCAAGCAGGAAGGAGAGGCCCCAGAAGAGAGGUGGAGGUGGGCGCUACGAACCCUAUGGGAACGUGAACAAGAGAUACCGGGUCUUUGUCAGCAACAUCCCAUAUGAUGUCAAAUGGCAAGCCCUCAAAGACCUGAUGAAAGAAAAAGUGGGUGAGGUAACGUACGUGGAACACUUAAUGGACGCAGAAGGCAAAUCGAGGGGUUGUGCUGUUGUUGAGUUUAGGACUGAGGAGCUAAUGAAGAAAGCGGUGGAGAAAGUAAACAAGCACAACUUUAAUGGACGACCCCUAAAAGUGAAGGAGGACCCCGAUGGUGUGAUUACUCAGAGAGAAAUGGGCAAGGUUCAAGGUGGAGGACCUCCAGGAGGCCAUGGAGGAAUGGGAGGAAUGGGAGGCAUGGGUGGAAUGGGAGGAAUGGGUGGAAUGGACCGCAUGAACAUGGAUCGAAUGGGCCCUGGACCAAAUGGUGGUAAUGUCAACAUUCCUCCCAGCCUGAUGAACAACCCCAACAUCCCCAAUGAGGUCAUUCAUGGUCUCCAGGCUGGCAAGAUUGGCAGCACUGUCUUCGUUGCUAAUCUUGAUUACAAAGUGGGCUGGAAGAAGCUGAAAGAGGUGUUCAACAUGGCCGGCAUGGUGGUGAGGGCUGACAUUCUUGAGGACAAGGAUGGGAAAAGCAGAGGCAUGGGCACAGUAACCUUCGAGAUGCCCAUUGAAGCAGUCCAGGCUGUCUCUAUGUUCAAUGGGCAGCUGCUGUUCAACAGGGUCAUGCAUGUCAAACUGGAUGAGAAGUCCCUGCCCAAAGAUUUUGGACCACCCGAGAGAGCUUCUUCUCUUCCCCGUGGUCUCAGUGGUAUUGGUUUGGGUCUGGGGCCUGGUGGCCAGCCCAUUGAUGCUACUCAACUCAACAGAGGGGGAGGAGGAGGUGGUGGUGGCGGCGGCGGAGGAGGAGGAGCAAUGGGCAACAUGGGCCCUGGAGGAAUGGACGGAAUGGGCUUUGGCAACAUGGGAGGUCGUAUGGGAGGAGGAGGAGGAGGAGGUGGUGGUGGUGGUGGUGGUGGAAUGGAAAAUUUUGGAGGAAUGAACAACAUGGAUCGUUUUGGAUCCUCAGGGAUGGGCCGAAUGAACGAGAUGGACCGUGGAAUUGGUGGUGCUUUUGACAGGGAGUUUGGGCGAAAUGAAAUGGGAAUGUCUCGCAAUAAUUUUGGAGAAUCCUUUGAAAGAGGAAUGGGAAACUCCAUGGGUAUGGACCGCAUGAGCUCUGGAAUGGAUCGGCUGGGAACCAGCAUGGAGCGUAUGGCAGGGAUGGACCGCAUGGGCAUGGAAAGGAUGGACCGUGUGACUGACCUGGACAGGCUGGGUUCUGGGUUUGACCGAAUGGGCUCUGGGAUGGAACGGCUGGGGCCCAGUAUGGACAGGCUUGCACCUGGCCUUGACCGUAUGAGCUCCAGCAUGGACCGCAUCGGCUCAGCAGGGUUUGAUCGCUUGGGCCCGUCUAAUAUGGAUCGCAUGGGUUCUGGCCUGGACUUUGGCUCUCCAAUGAAUAUGGAGCGCAUGGGCAACACUGGCAUUGACAGGAUGCCCACUAGCUUCGAACGCAUGGGCUCUGCUGGAGGAAUAGACCGCUUCUCCUCAGGUGGCCUGGACCGCAUGAGUUCUGGCAUGGAUCGGAUGGGAUCCGGAGGUGCUGGCGGCCAGUUUGACCGUCCUGCUGACCUGGAUCGUGGAUUUGGUGGUAAUUCCUUUGGAGGAGCUGGAGCUGGAGGGCCUGGAACUGGUGGAGGCAAUAUCAGGAAGGGAUGCCAAAUCUUUGUCAGAAAUCUGCCAUUUGACUUCACCUGGAAGAUGCUGAAAGAUACCUUCAAUACAUGUGGCAUGGUCCAGUAUGCUGAUAUCAAGAUGGAGAAUGGCAAGUCCAAGGGCUGUGGUGUGGUCCGCUUUGACAACCCCGAAACUGCUGAGCGUGCUUGCCGAACCAUGAAUGGCUACCGGCUGAACGGAAGGGAGAUCGAUGUUAGGAUUGAUAGGAAUGCAUAAGUUAAUAGUCUGGGUCACUUCUGACAUUUCAAGUAGUCAUUCAUGUCUAAAAACUUAUCAUCCGAAUCGCCCAUGAACUUUAUAUAAACACACGGUUUGUUUAGAUAUAUGUAACUACAAAUGUUUUAGUUAGAAAUUUGUAACGGUGAAUGUGUUUUAGUUCUUAAAUUUUACUUUACUUUAUUUUUUAUUAGAGACCAAACUUUUAAUUUUUUUCUGUAAUGUUUCAACUUGUCAUUGCCUUUGUGCUAUAAGGUGUUUUGAUAAAUAAACCUCAAUAUUUGAAAUGC
Hippoglossus stenolepis (Pacific halibut) is the source of this 2636-nucleotide messenger RNA. RefSeq names its product heterogeneous nuclear ribonucleoprotein M (gene hnrnpm). Bases 193 to 2346 code for a protein of 717 amino acids. The record is from RefSeq and is a predicted model, not a curated record. Gene Ontology annotation, molecular function: mRNA binding. Gene Ontology annotation, biological process: alternative mRNA splicing, via spliceosome; regulation of mRNA stability involved in response to oxidative stress. Gene Ontology annotation, cellular component: post-mRNA release spliceosomal complex; cytoplasm; nucleus. Lineage: Eukaryota; Metazoa; Chordata; Actinopteri; Pleuronectiformes; Pleuronectidae. The transcript has 16 exons.